This is a messenger RNA of Scylla paramamosain (green mud crab), 1701 nucleotides long. RefSeq names its product oplophorus-luciferin 2-monooxygenase non-catalytic subunit-like. Lineage: Eukaryota; Metazoa; Arthropoda; Malacostraca; Decapoda; Portunidae. The record is from RefSeq and is a predicted model, not a curated record. The transcript has 3 exons. Bases 16 to 1233 code for a protein of 405 amino acids.
CCGAAGUAUAAGGGCAUGCCAGAGGCACGGCAGUCACUGGCCAGCAGCGGUACAGCACGAGAUACCUCGAGCAAGAUGGCGUUGUAUUACGUGCCAGCGGUGAUGGCGAUGGCGGCGCUGGGCCUCGCCUCACGGGUGGAGGGCCCAGGGAAUCGCCCUAUCACCCCAGGGUGGCCCUGCCCUAUCCAGUCCCAAAUCGCACCCUGCACAUGCUUCAUGGACACUGUGUACAGGCUGUUUAUGGACUGCUCCUUAGCAAAUAGCGAAGAGGAACUGGAGAGAAUAUUUAGCUCCAUUUUUCCCUUCAAAGACUUCUACGAGCUCAGGAUUGAACACAAUCCCGAAGACGCAGACAACGUCAUUGACAAGAUCACCGCGGACACGUUCGCGGACCUCACGUUUAAACGAAUCAUCAUUACAGGGACUCGGCUACAGAACAUCAUCGAUGAGGCCUUCGCUGACUCGCACAAGACGCUCAGCUACCUCGAUCUGUCCUCCAACCUCCUGCACACCUUCCCCUUUGAAUCCCUUUCGCUGUACGAAAAUCUGGCCACUUUCAUUCUCGACGAUAACCAGUUUCCUGAUCUGUUCGACAUCGAGUCACUGUCCCUUCAGAUAUUUAGUGCCAGUGGGAACCACAACAUGAGGAUGAACAGUCCCAAACCAUUCCAAGGUGCGCCCUCCCUCCGUGAACUGUACCUGUCUGAGAUCGGCCUCACCACACUUCGGACGGGCCUCUUCAACAGCCUCACCCAGAUGGAAGUGGUUGACUUCUCAAAGAACCACUUGACAAGACUCGAACAGGAUGCCAUCAGAGUUGAUGGAUUUACACUCAAACAUGUCAUCUUCGAUGACAAUCAGAUCUUCAAUAUCAGCCAUGACUCGCUUAUAGGAUUCAGGGAAAACGCGACACUGUCCAUGGUGGCGAACAAUGUCGUUAAACUCUUUGAGUAUGAUUGGAAGCACAUCUUCGAACAGAUCACGUGGCGGGAGACCAUCGACCUCAAAGGCAACAACUUGCUGUGUGGCUGCGAUAUGGACUGGCUCUUUAUGCAGUACAAGGAAGAGUACCUCUGCCGCCUCACCGACACCACCCGCUGCAGCAGUUCCGGCAACGAGCAGGUCAUCUUCAUUGAUGUCGAUACUUACUGUCAGCAGUGUGCUGAAUCCUUCCUUAGCUGCCCGCCGCAAACAGACUGCAAAAACCCGGUGACUCUUCCUUACCAUUACUAGCGAUUAUCUGUCUGUGCCGAAUAUUAAUUUAGUGCUGGCCGGGACAUCUGUGAGAGUAAUUUGUCGUUAGUGGCGAGGCCAGGACUGAUAUCCCGGAAGCCAGGUGUAAUGCUGCUUGAUUGUGAUCAUCAGUACAGAGCGACCUGAUCGGUACUAACUUACUGUUUGUAGUCAUUGCUGUAUACAACUAUCCGUGUUCCUUUUUAUUAUACAUUUUCUAAUUUCCCUAGCUAACCUUUUGCAUCUGAUUCAGUUGUACAGUUGCUUACAUGCCUGUGCCAAGAUGCCGUGCAGGCGAUGCUUCUCCCAUUGUUUCCUGCCACCUCUUCCUCAUGCUCGUACCCUUGCAGUCGUCUUAUGUCUUAUUCUCGCACCUUGUAAUAGCGGCGCCACAACACAUUGCCGCCUUUGUAUGUUAUUUCUAUCUCACCGCUUGAUUCUCGAAACAGCAAUAAAGUUGAAAUGUUG